AUGCACAUGGCUGAUCUUUUUUUUUUUUUUUUGAUUAAGUCAACCUUAGAAAACAAAGUGUGUGAACACAGAAUCAGUCUUUCUUUGCAGGGUGUGUCUUCUGACUCUGAGGUUGCCGUCAGCCAUGAGGAUUUUUCUGAGAACAAACAGGAGAAAGGUAGUUUGUUCAAUGGAUUCCUCAGAAAGACUUCCAGCGGAGAAAGGACUGAGGCAACGGACAGGGAGCUGUCAGCUGGCAGUGAAGACCUGUCUGAGGAUAACGAGGAGAAACAUAUUUUCAUCUACACGUUCAGACAAGCACAGAAACCAGCAGAGGAAGUGAGCCCUGAGGAUCCGCUCCCUGCCAGCAGCGAGAAUCUGACAGAAAUGACUGAUCCGAAGGAGAAGAAAGGAGGUCCGGCCGGGAUUUUCAAAAGAUGGUUGAGUUCAGAGGACCUGUUCGAUGAGGACAAAAGCAUUUUCAGUGGCAUGUUUAAGAAAACUCCCAAAGCCACAGAGGAGGAGUCGAACACAACAAACAAGGACAAAAAGUUGUUUGGAAGUUCAGAGGAUCUGUUUGAGACGAACACGUCAAAGGAGAAAGCGGGAGGACGGGCGGUGAUUUUUAAGAAGUUGCCGAAACCAGCUCCACGUUCUGUUGUGACCCAGGACCCUCUCAGCGACUCGACGCGAUUCUCGGCGAGCUGCGACAGCCUCACAGAGAUCGGGAAGGAUGCGGUUUCAGCUCAGGAUGAAACGUUGGCGAGUAACGAUAAUCUUUCCGAUGCUUCAAGCACCACAAAGGAAAAAACAAUCGGGUUUUCAGGGCUCUUCAGGCGAACGCCCAAAAGUUCAGAGAUGCAAGGAGAAGAUCGUCCUCCGCCAACAGGAGCCGGGCUGCAACUCAAAAGAACCGUAAAGAAGCAAAGACGAGUCGUGUCGUUCCGGAUCAAGAAAACUCAACCCAAGCAGAGUUCAGAGAAGAUGCUCGUCCUCGAGGAGACCCUGGAGAUGCAGGACCUGAAUGCACCACAGGGCGGAACAAAGAACGAGGAGAACACAGUGAUGGUCGAGCCUGUAGAGAUGGCAGCUUAUCCAACUGAAGAAACUGCAGCUGAAGCCGAGCAGGAGAACGACGAGCUGAUGGAGUGGUGGAACUCUGUGAAAGGUUGGACCGAGUGGAACGAGAGCUCUAAUUUCCGUGAGGAAGACGACGAUAUGGCGAUGGAGCAGGCGGCCGAUCGGGUCUACAUGGCGGCCCGGGUGUUUGUGCACCUCUUCAACCAGCGGGGGGCGUCGUUGCAGCAGCGCAUCCUGGAGCUGCUGGCGGUGGCCGACGCCGCGGACGACUUCCACAAGAAGACGGUGUCGGCCGCCAUGGGUGGGGGCGUGGCCAGCGUGGCAGGCAGCGUGACCACCAUCACCGGACUCAUCUUGGCCCCCUUCACCUUCGGGGCCUCCAUCAUCGUCACGGCGGUGGGGAUCGGCGUGGCGACAGCCGGUAACAUCACGUCGGUGACGGCCAAAAUCACGGACACGGUUCACUCCAACAUGGACCGCAAGAAGGUGGAGAAGAUGAUCCAGGGGUACCAGGAGGAGAUCCAAGACAUCCGGCUGUGUUUGGAGUUCGUUCAGGAAGGAAUGGACUCCCUGCAGGAGCGGAACUUUGAGGAGUUCUCUGAGAGCGCUGCAAAGAAGGCUCUGAACCACAACGUCAAACACGUGAUGAAGGAGGGCGGCCGUGCCGGGAAGGCCCUGAUGAUCAACACCGACAAGCUCAUCAGCACCGUGCAGAUCCUGGGCAGCGCGAGGGGCGUGGCCAAGGCUGCCCAGGCCAUCAGCGUCACCACGGGUGUCAUGUCCGCCCUCUUCCUCGCUCUGGACGUCUUCUUCCUCGCCAAGGACUCCCACGAGCUCCGCAAGGGCGCCAAGACCAAGUUCGCCGGGAAGAUCCGGCAGGUGUGCAGAGAGCUCCAGGAGGGCCUCCUGGACCUGAACAAGGUGAAGACGCAGCUGCAGAAGACGAUGGACGGCAUCGAGGUGGAGGAGUACGAGGAGAUUGAGGAGGUGGAGGUUGACCUGGAGUCCGACCCGAAGAAGCUGGCUGAGCUGGAGCAGGAGAUCGACAUCCUGGAGGGGGAACUGGACAAGAAGGGCGAUGCCGACGCUGAGGAGAAGAGGAGCAGGAAGGGACAUCUUCAAACUGAAGGAGAAAAAGGAGAAGGGCAUGAAGGAGAGCAAGGAGCUGGAGGAGAAAAACAUCAGAGAGAUUUUGACGAAAUCCAAACCUGAGAAAAGUCCUGAUGAGGAAAAGACGAACGAAUCGACCAAAGAAGAAGAAUGGAAAGAACCGGAGAACCGUAAAACUAACGAGGACACAAACAAAAUGUCCGAACGGACGGAAAAAUGAAAGAGAAGAUUGAAAAAGAGUCACAGGAACACAAACCACACGCAGAGGAGGAGGAGCAGGGAGGAUGAAGGAUGAAGGUUCGAGGAGGCGCAGCAGCAGGAGCAACAGAGACGAAGAGAAACACGA
This is a messenger RNA of Nematolebias whitei (Rio pearlfish), 2515 nucleotides long. RefSeq lists its product as uncharacterized. Gene Ontology annotation, molecular function: lipid binding. Gene Ontology annotation, biological process: lipid transport; lipoprotein metabolic process. The record is from RefSeq and is a predicted model, not a curated record. Bases 1 to 2271 code for a protein of 756 amino acids. Lineage: Eukaryota; Metazoa; Chordata; Actinopteri; Cyprinodontiformes; Rivulidae. The transcript is spliced from 20 exons. Gene Ontology annotation, cellular component: extracellular region; membrane.